UUUGACAGGAGAUACAUUGUCUAUGAGGCCUGCUUAAGUUAUAUGUUCUUUGUUUUAUUCUUUGGAAGUAUGCAGUCGUGGACACUUGUCACAAUGGCAUAUGACAGAUUUAUAGCAAUUUGUUUCCCUUUAAGAUACCAUAGUAUUGUGACUAAACCGGCUAUUGCUGCAAUGCUGCUGUUUGCGUGGGUGUGUUUAUCGAGCCUAAUAGGAUUUACUGUUGCGCUUAUUAAUCGUCUCUCCUUCUGUAGAUCUUUGGUCGUGAAGAGCUUUUUCUGUGAUCAUGGACCAGUGUAUCAUCUGGCCUGUAAUGACACUUCUUUGAAUUCCAUACUAUCACUCAUCGCUAUCACUAUCAUCAUCUUCAUUCCACUUGUUUUGAUAGCAUUGACAUAUGUUUGCAUCUCCAUAGCACUGAUCAGGAUUGCAUCAGGAGAGGAACGACUCAAAGCAUUUAAAACUUGUACUUCUCACCUGAUUCUUGUGGCUAUUUUCUAUCUACCACUAGUGGGCACCAACUUAGCUUCACUGACCUCCUCUAUCCAUCCCAAUGCCAGGAUCAUAAACUCCUCUCUGACACACACCAUACCAGCUUUCCUCAAUCCUAUAAUAUAUUCAUUAAAGACGGAAGAAGUGCUGAACAUCAUUAAGAGGUUUUGCAAAAGAUACAGGAUGAGAAACUUAACCUCAUCCAAAAAG
Epinephelus lanceolatus (giant grouper) is the source of this 699-nucleotide messenger RNA. The record is from RefSeq and is a predicted model, not a curated record. NCBI's taxonomy places the organism in Eukaryota, Metazoa, Chordata, Actinopteri, Perciformes, Serranidae.